UUUCUUUAAUAAAAUUGUUAUAAAUCAGUAACAACGGAAACGUGGUAAUUGUAAUAAACAUGGAUCUUGUUCUGUUCACAGUAGCAGUUUCAUUAUUAAUUUAUUUAUCAUUUUUAUUUGCCACUAAGAAACCAGAGAAUACUCCACCAGGCAUUAUACGACUUCCAAUAUGGGGCUCUUAUUGGUUGUUGUUAUGGGGAAAUUAUAAAUUUCCUCAUCAAACGCUUAAUUAUUAUGUAAAAAAGUACAAAUCAAAAGUAAUAAGUGGCUAUUUAGGUGAAUUUUUUACAAUAUUCGUUAAUGAUUAUCAAAGCGUUAGAGAAGUAUUGACUAGAAGAGAGUUUGAAGGCAGAUUGAAUACCGUAGAAGUUUUUAGAGCAAGAGCAUUUGGAAAAAAAUUAGGAAUAUUUUUUAAUGAUGAUUAUGAGUGGCAAGAACAAAAACGAUUUGCACUCCGUAAUCUAAGGAACUUUGGAUUUGGUCGACGUCAUGGAAACUUAGAAGAUGAUUUAAAUGAAGAAGUUCAAAUCUUAAUUGAUACAAUUAAGUAUGGACCAAUUAAUGAUGAUGAAAAGAAAAUUUUGAAAAAUGAUCUAGUUUAUUUUCCACACAUUCUAUUUCCUGCAUGUGCUAAUAUGAUUUGGAAAGUGAUGGCUGGUGAUAAAUUAUCACGAGAAGAACAUUCAAAAUUACGCCAACUCUGUUUAUGUGCUACUCGUUUUCAAAAAGGUGGUGACACUACUGGUGGAGCUAUCAGUAUGACAGGCUGGUUAAAAUAUUUUGGAAAUAUGUUUGGAUUUCAAGAUUUUAUUACAGGAAAUAAAGGAAUAAUUGAUUUUGUAAAGAGAUUCAUUGACGAAACAGAUGAUAAAAUGUUGGAGGAAAAAGUUCAAAAAGGCUUUCUUCGAACAUAUCUUCGAGAAAUGAAAAUAAAUAAGGAAAAAAAUACGUUGGAUAAUGAUGCAAUGUUUUCAGAAGAACAAUUAAUAAUGGUUGCAGUUGAUUUCAUGUUUCCCGCUUUAUCUGCUGUUCCUGCUGUACUUGGACACUGUAUCAAAUAUAUGCUUCAUAAUCCAAAAGUGAUGAAACGCGUUCAGAAAGAAAUUGAUGACGUUAUUGGAUAUGAACGACUUCCAGGACUGGAUGACAGAAAGAAUUUACUGUAUACAGAAGCUACUAUUCGUGAAGUUUUACGCAUCGAAACUUUAACACCGUUAAGUGUUACUCAUCGGGCUGUUCAAACUACAACUUUAAAUAAUUAUACGGUUCCAGCAGAUACCAUAGUGAUUACGAAUUUAGCAGGGAUGCAUAAUGAUCCAGAUUUAUGGGGUGAUCCAGAGUGCUUUCGACCGAAUAGGUUUUUAACAGAAGAUGAAACUAAAUUGGUCAAAGAUUACACUUUUCCUUUCGGACUUGGACGGCGUGUAUGUGCUGGAGAAACUUUUGCAAGAUUUGUCAUUUUUAUCAUAUUUGCAUCUCUUAUGCAACAUUUUAAUUUUGAAUUAGUUGAGGGAGAACCCACGGGACUAAAUGAUAAAUUGUCUGGUUUAAUUGUACAACCAAAAAAUACUUGGAUUCGAUGUAAACGUCGUUAUUAAUUCGUUUUUAAUUUUUUUAGUCUUUAGAAG
Messenger RNA from Chelonus insularis, 1628 nucleotides. RefSeq names its product Probable cytochrome P450 304a1 (gene Cyp304a1). Lineage: Eukaryota; Metazoa; Arthropoda; Insecta; Hymenoptera; Braconidae. Bases 60 to 1598 code for a protein of 512 amino acids. The record is from RefSeq and is a predicted model, not a curated record. Gene Ontology annotation, biological process: xenobiotic metabolic process. Gene Ontology annotation, molecular function: iron ion binding; heme binding; oxidoreductase activity, acting on paired donors, with incorporation or reduction of molecular oxygen, reduced flavin or flavoprotein as one donor, and incorporation of one atom of oxygen. Gene Ontology annotation, cellular component: intracellular membrane-bounded organelle; cytoplasm. The transcript has 7 exons.